GCCGAAGGGCCACAGCAUAGUGGUUUACGUCUUGGCUCCCAGUCCAGAGCCAAACCUUUUCCCGAUCGGCCGAGGGAUGUGGUUCCUAGGCCUUGGAAGAGGAUACAACUGUACAUUUGUUCCUGUGUGUGACUGAAAAUUUCCACUAUGAAAAGGAUUAAGAACUGUGUCAUCAAAUGAACGGAAUAAGACUAAAUCUCUGACAUGGAUGAAAGUCACAUCGUAGAAAAGUGAAGGUCCUUCAAGAAGUUAGUGGCAAUUUCUCUGGGGAAAGCUGCAAUAUCAAUGGAACACUGGACCAUGAAGCCACCACUCUUGGUGCUUUCUGUAUAUCUGAUAUGGUUGAAAUAUUGUGACAGUGCACCUACUUGGAAGGAGACAGCUACUACGGAUGGAAGCCUGAAGAGUCUUCCAAAGGUAGGAGAGACAGAUGUAGAAGAAGAAGUGAAGAAGGCUUUGAUUGGCAUUAAGCAGAUGAAAAUCAUGAUGGAAAGGAGAGAGGAGGAACACGCCAAACUGAUGAAAACCUUGAAGAAAUGCAAAGAAGAAAAGCAGGAGGCCCUAAAACUCAUGAACGAAGUGCAAGAACGUUUGGAGGAAGAAGAAAAGUUAUGUCAAGCAUCUUCUGUAGAUUCUUGGGAUGGAUGCAGGCCAUGUUUGGAAAGUAACUGCAUACAAUUUUAUACAGUUUGCCAACCUGGUUGGUCCUCUGUGAAAAACAUGAUGGAACAAUUUCUCAAGAAGAUAUACCAAUUUUUGUUUACCCACAGUGAAGAUGUAAAGGAUCUCCCUGCCAUAGAACAGCUGACAAAGGAAGAUUUACAAGUGGUACAUAUAGAAAACCUGUUCAGCCAGCUGGCUAUAGAUGUGAAAUCUCUUUUCAACAUGAGUUUUUACAUUUUUAAACAGAUGCAGCAAGAAUUUGACCAGGCUUUUCAAUUAUACUUCAUGUCUGAUAUGGACUUAAAGGAGCUACACUCCCCAGCUUUGUCUAAAGAGAUAACCAAAAAGGAAGAACUUGGACAAAGGUGGGGCAUUCCCAAUGUUUUCCAGCUGUUUCGGAAUUUCAGUCUCUCUAUUUAUGGGAGAGUCCAACAAAUAAUAAUGAAGACACUCAAUGCAAUUGAAGAUUCAUGGGAACCGUACAAAGAGUUAGACCAGAGAGGUAUGACUUCAAAGAUGCUACCUGAGCAAAAUGGAGAAAUGUGUGAGGAAUUUGGCAAGAAUUUAUCUGGAUGUUUAAAAUUUCAUAAGAGAUGCCAAAAAUGUCACAAUUACCUAUCUGAAGACUGCCCUGAUGUACCUGAACUACACAUAGAAUUUCUUGAGGCCCUGAAAUUAGUCAAUGUAUCCAAUCAGCAAUAUGAUCAGAUUGUCUGGAUGACCCAGUAUCAUCUGGAAGACACCACACACCUGAUGGAGAAGAUGAGAGAGCAGUUUGGAUGGGUAUCUCAACUGGCAAGCCAUAAUCCAGUGACUGAGGACAUUUUUAAUUCAACAAAGGCAGUUCCAAAGAUCCAUGGAGGAGAUUCUUCCAAGCAGGAUGAAAGUAUGGUAGACCCAAGUAUUCUGCCUUCCUCUAACUUCACAGACCAGAACCCUCCUGAAGAAGAUGCUGAGAGCUCUAAUGUCAUUUACUACAUGGUAGCUAAAGUUCUACAGCAUUUUAAGGGACAUUUUAAAACCUGGUAAGAGAAUAGCUAAUUAGGAAAGCUUUGUUAAGAGGGUAGGUAGCUCAUAAAAAGAAAUAGAAAUACAAGAAUUGGGGAGAAGCUAUUAAAUAUGCAAAAGGGCUGUGUAAAAUGUUAUUAGAAAAUGACACUCAUACACCUAUAAUCCUAGCACUUUGGAGGUAGAACUUGGGAGAUCUGUUUGAGUUCAAGGCUAGUUUGGCCUACAUAGCCAGUUCCAAGCCAGCCAGGGCUACAUAGUAAGACCCAAGGAAUGUGAUGAUUCAGAAACUUAGAUUACUAGUGGGCUAUAAACUAGUUUUGCAUUUUAUUUAUUUUUCCCUCUUUUUAUGAGACAGACCUUCAUUGCAUAAUCCAGCUGACUGAUCUCCAGGUGUGAUCCAUCACAUUCAGCCUGGCUUUGCCUAUUGGAAAGCUAUUUAGUUAUGUAUCCAGAGUCAUACAAUUUCUUUUUCACAUUAUUCUACUUCUGGAAUCAAUGUAAAAAUCAAUACAAAUUUGAUGAAAAGCCCUCCCUUCAAGAUUUAUACUUGGAAAACUGCUUAAAAUUAAAAUAUUGAGACUAAUCAGUGUCUAAAAAUAAGAGCAUGUUUAAGCAGAUAUUGACCAAAUCCACUUAAUACACUUGAUGAAACUUAAAAUUACUUACAGAAUUGGAAUAAGGACCUGCCAUCUACAGUGGCCACGUCUUUAUUAUGAACCUCUUUUUUAUUUUUUGAAGUAUUUCUCCCAUAAUUUUUGGGUAAAGGAAACCAAGACACAGUAGAAAGCUAAAUAAUCUAAAAUCAGUUGUCAGGAGAAAGAGAAGUGGAAUUCAUUGCUCCAUACACACAGUGACUGUUAUGGCAUUUGGUCCAAACAAAUAAGACCCAAAAAUCUUGAUAGUAUGACUGAGCUUAAAUAAUUAUCAAAUUUCAAUUCUAAAUUUUCAUUCAUAAGGGACCUUUUUAGUAAGUAACUAUCAAUGUAUAAUUAAGAUCAAUAACAUUAAAUAAACAGCCUUGAA
Messenger RNA from Mastomys coucha (southern multimammate mouse), 2697 nucleotides. It is a transcript of the gene Clul1, whose product is annotated as clusterin like 1. Lineage: Eukaryota; Metazoa; Chordata; Mammalia; Rodentia; Muridae. The record is from RefSeq and is a predicted model, not a curated record. Bases 286 to 1692 code for a protein of 468 amino acids. The transcript is spliced from 10 exons.